Musa acuminata subsp. malaccensis (wild Malaysian banana) is the source of this 1014-nucleotide messenger RNA. RefSeq lists its product as uncharacterized. Lineage: Eukaryota; Viridiplantae; Streptophyta; Magnoliopsida; Zingiberales; Musaceae. The record is from RefSeq and is a predicted model, not a curated record. Gene Ontology annotation, molecular function: nucleoside triphosphate diphosphatase activity.
GCCGAGUACUAUGCAUCUUCUUUCCAACCCUUUGGGAGGUCAGCGUGGGUCGCCUCUCAUCUCUUCCUGCUUUGGCUCGUAGACUCUUAAUUAGGAUGGCGGCGAAUCCUUCUCCUCUUCCGUCGUUUAAGAUAAUCUUGGGAUCUUCAUCGGUGGCUCGUCGGCAUAUUCUAUCCGAGAUGGGAUAUCAAUUUGAAGUCAUGACCGCAGACAUAGACGAGAAGAGUAUUCGCAGGGACAAUCCAGAUGAAUUGGUCAUGGUUCUUGCGGAGGCAAAGGCUGAUGCCAUCAUAUCCAGGAUAAUGUCCGAAGGUUACGUGGAAAGGAUUGAUGAACCAACACUCUUAAUUACUUCUGAUAUAGUGGUGGUCCAUGAAGGAAUAAUCAGAGAAAAGCCAAGCAGCACGGAAGAAGCCCGUCAGUUCCUCAAAGGCUAUUCUGGAGGCCAUGUAUCAACGGUGGGUUCAGUUCUUGUUACUAAUCUCAAGACAGGCAGGAGGUACGGAGGUUUGGACAAAGCUGAGGUCUAUUUCCAUGACAUACCAGAUGAGAUCGUCGAGAACCUGAUCGACGAGGGUGUUGUAUUCAAUGUUGCUGGUGGCUUACUGCUAGAACACCCAUUAACUUUGCCAUUUGUUGAAGCAGUGGUCGGAACCACGGAUAGUGUCAUGGGACUCGCAAAGGCUCUCACAGAAAAGCUUAUCCGUGAAGCGCUUCUGCCAGAUUCCUAAUCAACUUUGAGACUCUACGAUCAUGUAUGUACUUCAGCAAUCUGUUUGAUACCAUUUUUAUUGCCAAAUCAUGGCAUGUUCGCCGCCACCGCGAGAUUACAAAUGCGAAUGUUAAUGCAUUGCCUCUGAUGGUUACUAGUAGAACAGAUGGUUUAACAGUGAUACCGUAAGCUUGUCUUAGUUUCAAGCUUUGUCAACAUUGGAAUUAGAGAUUUUUUUUCUUUGUAUCAAUAUCAAUAACUUCUCCAUGAUAUGAAGAUUUCCGAUUACAUUUCUGUUUUAA